Pelobates cultripes (western spadefoot toad) is the source of this 1067-nucleotide messenger RNA. The record is from the annotation of a GenBank genome assembly. NCBI's taxonomy places the organism in Eukaryota, Metazoa, Chordata, Amphibia, Anura, Pelobatidae.
AUGUUCCGCGCCACCAGGGAACAGAGGCGGCCAUCUUUAAGCCAGGAGGCUCAUGAAUCCGGAGCAGACUCUGAUGACAGCGAGGCCCCAGACAAAGAAACAACUAACUACCCAAGAACACAAGGACCACUUACCAAAACUGACCUCCACCAGAUGUUACUGGCCGCCUCGGCAGACAUAAAGGCGCACACGGCCGCAGAACUGGAGCGGCACAUAUCAGGCCUCAAAGGGGAAAUCGAGACCCUGAACAACCGCACAUCCCAAGCGAAAGCUGACAUAACGCAAAUUAAAGCGAAUACAACCCAGCACAGCCAAGACAUCUUCUACCUAAGUGAUAAGGUGCAAUUUCUAGAAGAUAGCCUGGAAGACUUGAACAACUGUUCUCGCAGAAAUAACAUUAGGAUAAGGGGCAUGCCAGAAUCAGUAGACACGGACGUCAUAUUGCCCACGCUACAGGAAAUAUUCCGGUCCAUACUCCCAAACUCCUCAGAGCAAAAGAGGGAGCUAGAUAGGGCGCACAGGGCCCUGCGGCCCCUGGCCCUCAACCCAUCAGUCCCAAGGGACAUCAUCCCUUGUUACAUUUUGCCACCAAAGAAAAGCUUAUGGCGGCGGCCAGAACCACACAACCAAAGCAUGGGACCCACACGUUGGCCUUCUUCCAGGACCUAGCUCCAACCACACUGAGGAAACGAGGGACUUAAAACCCCUCACCACAGCACUGGCCCAAAAAGGACUGAGAUACAGGUGGGGCCAUCUCUUUAAACUACAUGUCCGCAUAGGAGACCAAGAGCACGUUCUAUACCACCCGGCUGAAAUGGAAGAAUUUGCAGCGACCUUGGGGCUACAGCUUACCACUGGGGUUCCAGCAAGGGACCGACGCAACAACAACGAACCCAGAGAGGCCUACACCGACCACAACCAACAAAUACCCCGACAACAAGCUAAGAAAAGACCCCACCAACAACUGGGACUGCCAUCCAGGCGCCUACGACCUGAAACCGGCCCUCGUGGCCGCUGGACUCUCUCUCUCUGAUCAGCGGAAAUUACAGCGGAAAACUAAACAAUAA